UUUUGGAGAAUUCUGCUUUCAUUCACAGUGGCACCUCCUCUUCCUCCUCCCUCCUCUGCUCAUUCCGCUUACACACACAGACACACACACACACACACACACACACACUUCCACGCUAACACACACACACUCGCACACAAAGCCAUCCAUAAUUGAUGCUAGCUGUAGGCAGGCGCUGGCGGGCUGGACUUUAUAGCGCAGCUGGAUGUGCAUGGAGGAAGGCAGAGGCGAGAUGGUGGAGCAGGGUAACCAGGACACACCGGCGCCCCCGGACCCAUCCAUGGCCCAGGCUUACCCGUCGGCCCAGUUCGCCCCCCCUCCCCAGAACGGCAUCCCAGCGGAGUUCACCGCCUCGCACCCACACCCGCAUCCGCACACCCACCCGCAUCCGCACCAGCACCCGGCGGCGGCGCAGGACUACAGCGGCGUGCAGGCGUCCGUCAGCGAGCACCCGCUCAACAUGUACCAGACGACACAGAGCCACAGCGAGCCCGGCGGCUCCGAGUCCGCCAGCCAGACGGUCACCGGCACAGCCACACAGACAGAUGAUGCUGCCCAGACAGACAGUCAGCCUCCAACACAGACUGUACCUGAAAGCACAGACAGCAAGGCCCAGCCCAAGAGACUGCACGUCUCCAACAUCCCCUUCAGGUUCAGAGACCCCGACCUCAGGCAAAUGUUCGGCCAAUUUGGCAAAAUCUUGGACGUGGAAAUCAUUUUUAACGAGCGCGGAUCCAAGGGUUUUGGGUUUGUAACGUUUGAGCAUAGCAUGGACGCCGACAGGGCAAGAGAGAAAUUACACGGCACCGUGGUGGAAGGCCGUAAAAUAGAGGUCAACAAUGCAACAGCCCGAGUAAUGACAAACAAGAAGACUGUCAACCCAUAUGCAAAUGGCUGGAAGUUAAAUCCAGUGGUCAGCGCUGUCUACAGCCCCGAAUUCUAUGCAGUUCCAGGUUUCCCCUACCCAGCAGCCAGUGCAGCAGCAGCCUACAGAGGAGCCCACCUACGAGGCCGAGGCCGGACCGUGUACAACACGUUCCGGGCGGCGGCGCCGCCCCCCCACAUCCCUGCGUACGGAGGUGUUGUUUACCAGGAUGGAUUUUAUGGUGCAGAUAUUUAUGGUGGUUACGCUGCCUACAGAUAUGCCCAGCCUGCUGCUGCCACAGCUGCUGCAUACAGUGACAGUUACGGACGAGUAUAUGCUGCCGACCCCUACAACCACACACUCACUCCAGCAGCCACAUACAGCGUUGGUGCCAUGAAUGCAUUCGCGCCCCUGACAGAUGCCAAAACUCGGAGCCAUGCCGACGACGUGGGGCUGGUGCUGUCCUCUCUCCAGGCUAGUAUAUACCGGGGAGGCUACAGCCGCUUCGCACCCUAUUAGCACCGCCUCCGACCUGUACUCCAACCUUCCAACGGGACAGAAAGAAAGUGUGUGUGUGCGCGAGUGUGUGAGCGAAUGAGGACGAGCGAGCGGGGAGAGAUGUUUCUGAGGCCUGGGUAUUGCAAUACAUGCAGUUUGUGCAUCAUUUCAGCAUCUCCUAAGAGAGAGGUACAAAAAAAAGUAAAGUAAAAUAAAAUAAAAUGACAGCUGAUAUUUUUCAUCUAUACCUCAGAUAUUUUGUGCUGUGUAUUUUGAUAUUGUGGGUUUUUAAUUUCUAAAGAUUUAAACAUAGUUUAUCAGCUGUAGAAGUUUUUCCAUGGUACUAAUAGAGAGCUGCUAGAGUUACGAUUAGGACACAAAGGAAAUAUUUAUCAGAUUCAAAUUGUAAAGGCUUGUAUAGAAAUCCAACCCUGUAAGAUAGGUCAUAGUCACACUUUUGGGUUUUUAUGUUUUGUAAGAGUGUUACCGUGACCAUGCUCGUCAAGUGUUGUUGUUUUUUCUCUCUCUGCUUCUUUUGGCGCUUCCUCUGUCCGUCGACGAUAGAUUUUUUAUACUUCUUUUGGUUGGGAGGACGUGGAGAAGCUUUGGACUCAUGGAGACUGAUGCAGACUGAAGCUGAACGCAGCAUGAGAACUCUCUUUCAGGCCUGCCAUCCUAAAAUGAAACCUUCCGUCACGUUCCGAUGGGGACAAACCUUUUACACGCCACUGCAACCCUGCUUCCACACGCUCGUGACGGCUUUACCCACCAGUAGAGCCAUGCACUCUCCAGACAGACGCAUCCACUUCCAAUUACCAAAACAAUGACGGACGAUCAGAAAAAACUACGGUCCCUCAGUCAUUUCACUCGGUGUUGUUGUUUGUACUCGUUGGAAAAAAUGUGAAUUGUAGUUCAGUUUCAUGACUUCUGUCACUCGUCCCAGUUUAAUGUGGGUUUUUACAUUUCUGCAAACCAGCUCAACCUCUUCUGCUUCAUCCAGACCUCCCAGCAUGGAUUACAGCUGUGAGCAAAACAACAACUUAACAACACCUCAACAACACCAUAACAGCACCUCAACAACACCAUAACAGCACCUCAACAACACCAUAACAGCACCUCAACAACACCUCAACAACACCAUAACAACACCAUAACAACACCUCAACAACACCAUAACAGCACCUCAACAACUCAUUAAUCAAACUGAUAACUAAUGAGGUCACGGAGUGUUGCAGUGCCGCUGUCUCUCUGCAGCUGGACGGUUCAGCAUCAGGCGACGCUUCUGUCUCACUGUUAACGUCAAAUCACUGGAAGCAUUAGCAUUAGCAUUAGCAUUAGCAUUAGCCAAGAGUAUCUGGGAACAUCCUCCUCUAACAUCCAGAUUAUAGAACAUCUUCCUCCACUAAUAGAUUCAACUCAUUUUUUUUCCAAUCAGUAACUAGUAACUGUAAUCUAGUGGUAAUCUCCACUCCCUUACAGAGUGAAAUUGUUGAAUUGACUUGCGAACAAAUUGAAUUAGUUGUUAAAGAAGAGGGAAGGUGAUUUUUGCAGAGAUGUGAGAAACCGGCAUUGCGCUGGAGCGACUGGAUGAUUUGGUUUAUUCGUGUAAAACUGAUGCAGAGCAGCACAAUGAUGGAACGUGAUGCAUGCCACAUGUCCAUCUCCCAGGAUGCAAUCCUCACCUCUAUCACUGAGCAUAUAAAUACACCUCUUCAUUUAGAGUAGGAGAA
This is a messenger RNA of Salarias fasciatus (jewelled blenny), 3093 nucleotides long. RefSeq names its product RNA binding protein fox-1 homolog 1-like. Gene Ontology annotation, biological process: nervous system development; regulation of alternative mRNA splicing, via spliceosome. Lineage: Eukaryota; Metazoa; Chordata; Actinopteri; Blenniiformes; Blenniidae. Gene Ontology annotation, cellular component: nucleus; cytoplasm. Bases 206 to 1384 code for a protein of 392 amino acids. The transcript is spliced from 12 exons. Gene Ontology annotation, molecular function: mRNA binding. The record is from RefSeq and is a predicted model, not a curated record.